Molecule: messenger RNA, 1139 nt
Organism: Neofelis nebulosa (Clouded leopard)
Lineage: Eukaryota; Metazoa; Chordata; Mammalia; Carnivora; Felidae
Gene: RPL9
Product: ribosomal protein L9
Exons: 8
Coding region: 140-718 (192 amino acids)
Biological process (GO): cytoplasmic translation
Cellular component (GO): cytosolic large ribosomal subunit; ribosome
Molecular function (GO): structural constituent of ribosome; rRNA binding
Source: RefSeq, a predicted model, not a curated record
GCUCUGAGCGGGAAUUCGCCCCCUGUGCUUGUAAUAUCCGUUUGGGAGCUGCUCUUUCCUGGCCAGGCCGCAGCAUUGGGCUGCUCUCCUGGUUGGUCCUCCUGUGUCCUCUCCGGGGGUUCAGCUUGCCAGUCUCAGAAUGAAGACCAUUCUCAGCAAUCAAACUGUCGACAUUCCGGAAAAUGUCGACAUCACUCUCAAGGGACGUACCGUUAUUGUGAAGGGACCCAGAGGAACCCUGCGAAGGGACUUCAAUCACAUCAAUGUAGAACUCAGUCUUCUUGGAAAGAAAAAGAAGAGGCUCCGUGUUGACAAAUGGUGGGGAAAUAGAAAAGAACUGGCUACUGUCCGUACUAUCUGUAGUCAUGUACAGAACAUGAUCAAGGGUGUUACAUUGGGCUUCCGUUACAAGAUGAGGUCUGUGUAUGCCCACUUCCCCAUCAACGUUGUUAUUCAGGAGAAUGGCUCUCUUGUUGAAAUCCGAAAUUUCUUGGGUGAGAAAUACAUUCGCAGGGUUCGGAUGAGGCCAGGUGUUGCUUGUUCCGUAUCUCAAGCCCAGAAAGAUGAGUUAAUUCUUGAAGGAAAUGACAUUGAACUUGUAUCAAACUCAGCUGCUUUGAUUCAGCAAGCCACAACAGUUAAAAACAAGGAUAUCAGGAAAUUUUUGGACGGUAUCUAUGUUUCUGAAAAAGGAACUGUUCAGCAGGCUGAUGAAUAAAACCUACGAUUUUUUUCAUUUCUUUUUACAGUUGUCCAGCUACAGAAACAGCAAGAGGCCGGAUGAUUUUUCAGACUUACUUGUGAUACUUUAAAGAUGCAAUAAAACUGUACUGAUUUGGGGCUUUUUCUUUUUUUCCUUCUUAAUUUUUUUUAAUGUUUAUUUUUUAUUUUUGAGAGAGACAGUGCGUGAGCAGGGGGAGGGGCAGAGAGACAGAGGCACAGAAUCUGAAGCAGGCUCCAGGCUCUGAGCUGUCAGCACAGAACUUGACAUGGGGCUCGAACUCCAGAGCUGUGAGAUCAUGACCUGAGCAGAAGUCAGGCACUUAACCAACUGAGCCCCCCUGUCCACCCCUAUUUGGGCUUUUUCUUAAACCGACAAUCCUUUUCUACUAUUUGGCAAUUAAACCAUCCAGAAGUAA